AUGUUAUCUCAUUUUAAGAUUACUACUAAUUUUGGAAUUUUAAAAUGCGAUGAUAAAAGUAUUGUUUUAAAAAUUGAAAAAUUCUUUGAAAGUCCUACUCAUGUAAAUAAUUGGGCUGUUCUCGUAGAUACAUCAAGAUUUUGGCAGAAUUAUAGGCAUGCAUCAAAUGUCUUAUUGUUGUAUGAUAGAAUUAAAAGUUUAGGAAUUCCUGAUUCAAAUAUUAUUUUGAUGAUGGCUGAUAACAUUCCUUGUAAUGCUAGAAAUCCUUAUGCUGGCAAAAUUUUUGGUGAGACGGGAAGUAAUAAAAAUUUAUAUUCAUCUACUGUUGAAGUUGAUUAUAAAGAUUAUGAUGUUACUGUUCUUAAUUUUAUUAGAGUACUAACGGGUCGUGUGCAUCCUUCACUUCCAAGAAGUAAAAGAUUACUUUCUAAUCACCAAUCAAAUGUUUUAAUAUAUUUGACUGGUCAUGGUGGAGAAGAUUUUUUAAAAUUUCAGGAUAAUGAAGAAUUAACUUCAAAAGAUAUGGCUGAUGCUAUUGAAACUAUGUAUCAAAGACGAAGAUUUAAUGAAUUACUUUUUAUAUCUGAUACUUGUCAUGCUGAGUCAAUGUAUACUCCCAUUAAUACACCUAAUGUUCUUGCUACAAGUUCAUCUUUAACACAUGAAGAAUCAUAUUCAUUACAAGUUGAUCAUAAUAUUGGUGUUUAUGUCAAUGAUAGAUAUGCUUAUUAUGUUAGUGAAUUUUUAAAGAAUAAAGUUAGUAAUCUUGAGUCUAAUUCUACAAUGAGAGACUUUUUUGAAUCAUGUCCUAUAACAAAAUGUUUAUCAACAGUUGGUGUAAGGGAAGAUUUAUAUGAAAAAGAUAUAGAUAAAGUUCGAGUGACUGAUUUUUUUGGUUCUAAAAGAAUCUUUACAACAUUUAAUGAAGAAAUGGAGAUUGAAGAUGAAUGGGAUGGUCAAGAAGCUUUAAAUCAUGCAUCAAUUCAUAUUAUUGGAAGUGAUGGUUUAGCAUUUGAAAUUUUAAAAUCACUUGUUCUUGCUGGAAUUAGUGAAUUUGUUAUUAUUGAUGAUGCCAUUGUUGAACAAAGGGAUAUUGAUACAAACUUUUUUGUCUAUCCUAGUGAUAUCGGAAAAAAUCGUGGACAAGUACUUAAAGAAAGAUUAUUACAACUUAGUCCUUCCGUUAAAGGUCUUGUUGUUAAUGAAAGCCCAAUUGAAGUAUUUAGUAGUACUAGUAAAACAUUAUGGGAAGCAUCAAUAAUUAUUGUUAGUAAUUGUGGAGAGUUUGCUUUAACAGAAACAUCUAUGAGAUUUUUUGAUGAUGUUGAAAAAAAGAUUUUUCUUGCUAGAACAAUUGGUUUUUUGGGAAUGAUUCGAAUAUCAUUUAAAGAACAUAUUAUAUUAAACAAUAAAUUAUCAGAUAAAUAUCCCAUUGAUUUACAUUUAACAAAUCCUUGGAAAGAAUUAGAAGAAUAUGUUAAUAGUAUAGAUUUAGAAAAUCUUUCAUAUAGUGAUCAUUCACAUGUUCCGUUUUCAAUAAUUCUUAUGAAAGCAUAUAAAAAUUAUUUAUCUGAUCAUCCUGAUGAAAAAUUUUUUGUUGAAUCAUUUAAAGAAAAAAAAGAAUUUGAAAAAUAUAUUUUAGAUUUAAGGAAAUUUAAUGAUAAAGGACAGGAGGGAGAAAAUUUUAAAGAAGCAAUUAAUAAUAUUGUUAGAUUUAUGAAAAAACCUAAAUUUCCUGAUGGUUUAAUAAGAUUAUUUAAUGAUGAUAGAUCAAAUAAUAUUAUAAUGGCAGCAAGAGAACCUAUAUGGACAUAUAUUGCUGCUAUCAAAAUAUUUUAUGAAAGGUAUAACUCGUUACCUGUUCAGGGUUCAUUACCUGAUAUGUUAAGUGAUACAACAAAUUAUACAACAUUACUAAAUAUUUAUAAAUCAAAAGCUAUUGAAGAUGCUGAGAAGGUUAAGCUUAUAAGACAGGAUCUCUUAAGAUCAGUUAACAUACAACUGGAUGAUUUUAAUGAUGAAAUGUGUCAGAAAAUUUGUAAAAAUAUUACCUAUAUGGAUAUUCAGAAUGGUUCAAAAUUUAUGGAGACUUUUGAUGGAGAACUUCAAAAAUUGUUUUUGAAAUUUAUUGUUCCAGAUGAGGAUGAUAAUAAUUUUGAUAAUACUAUUAAUUUAAAUGCUACAUGGCUUUUUAUAUUUAAAAUAUAUGAUUGGUUAACGGAACAAGAUCCAACUAUUCUUAAUGCAUCCGAUGAGAUUUUUGAAAAUAAAUUAAUUGAAUCAAUGCUUAUGUGUUUUAAUGAAAUAAUACAGUCAUCUUGUAUCUCAAAUGAAGAAGAAACGGGCAAUUGGACAUUGGAACGUUUUAUGAAGAUGUUGCCUCUUAAAGCAGUAACAGAAUUUGUUCGUUGUAGAACGACACAAUUAGUACCAAUAAAUUCAAUUGUUGGUGGAAUAGCUGCACAAGAAGUAAUAAAAGUGAUAACCAAACAAUAUGUUCCGGUGGAUGAUUGUUUGAUUUUUGAUGGUUAUAGGCAAACAACGGAGACAUUUAAGUUUUAA
Molecule: messenger RNA, 2562 nt
Organism: Strongyloides ratti
Lineage: Eukaryota; Metazoa; Nematoda; Chromadorea; Rhabditida; Strongyloididae
Product: NEDD8-activating enzyme E1 regulatory subunit
Exons: 5
Coding region: 1-2562 (853 amino acids)
Biological process (GO): attachment of GPI anchor to protein; protein localization to cell surface; proteolysis
Cellular component (GO): GPI-anchor transamidase complex
Molecular function (GO): GPI-anchor transamidase activity; ubiquitin-like modifier activating enzyme activity
Source: RefSeq, a predicted model, not a curated record